UCCAAAAUUCAGGCCCAACCCCCAUCCAAUCCCAUCCUGAUCUGAACCCCCAAUCGAAACUAUGGCCAAACGCGAUAUCCUGCCCGUCUUUCCAUCUCGAGCCAAUUCCGUGAUCAUGAAGCAGCGGGUUUUGGCGGCCAGGAGAGGCGUGGGUCUUCUAAAGCGGAAGCGAGAUGCCAUCGACAUGAAGAUGCGAGAGCUGCGGCGCAUCCGUUACGACCAGGAUGUAUUGGGAGAUGACAUGAUGCGCCAGGCCAUUUUCUCGAUGGCCAAGGCCAAUCUCCUGGGCGCCGAUUUCAAGCCGCAGAUGGUGAGCCACAGCCCUGUGGCAUCCACCUAUCUUCGCCGAACUCAAAUCAAAAUCGUGGGCGUCAAGCUCAACUGCCUGGAUCUGGAGAAGAAGGGCAUUGGAGCCUAUCCUCUGGCGGGUCUCAGUUGUGGCGGGUUGCAGGUUCAGCGGAUCAGAGAUUGCUAUACCAAGGCACUCAAGGAACUGGUGCUUUACGCCUCACUCGAGUACCAAGUUCGUAUGUUGGAGGCAGCUUCCUUGCAAACAAAUAUGAGGGUCAAUGCCCUGGAGCAUGUGGUUAUCCCCAUCCUGCAAAAUACCUAUAACUAUAUAUGCGGGGAGUUGGAGGAGUUCGAGCGGGAGGACUUCUAUCGCCUGAAACGCUCGCAGGCGAAGCAGCUGGAGGCCAAAAUGGCCUUCACCGAGCUGAUCAAGACCAAGAACAUGACCGACGAGGAGCUGGAGUCCUAUGUGAAGAAGCACAUUGGACAGCCGCGUCCUGUGGCCGACACCAUCUUUGAUGACGAUCAGUUCGAGGAACGCGAGGUCAAGCGACGUGUGCGGGAGGCCCGGUUGUCCUUGAAGCAGCGACGGGAGGUGGCCAAGAAGGAGGCCGCCGAGCGGGGCGAACAGCCCCCGGCGACCACUUAUAUCACCACUCGUAGCGCCAUGAGUGUUUCGGGUCGCCUGCGGGAUCCACGCGUCAGCAGCGGUGAUCUGUACAGCACCAAGCGCCAAAUCCUCUCCAGCAUUACUGGAGGAAAGUCGUUCGAAAGGAAGUCCGUGGUUCAGGUUGUUGAAAAGAAGCCCAGCCAGCAGUCGCCCGAGGAGUCCCAAAGACCAAGUGACGAACCUCCUCCACCUGAGAAAGAAAAGCCAGGAUCAGUUUAGGGAUUUUUGGGUUCCAAAUUUUAAAAUAAAUGUUAUUUUUAACAUUUUAA
Molecule: messenger RNA, 1230 nt
Organism: Drosophila takahashii
Lineage: Eukaryota; Metazoa; Arthropoda; Insecta; Diptera; Drosophilidae
Gene: Vha36-2
Product: Vacuolar H[+] ATPase 36kD subunit 2
Cellular component (GO): proton-transporting V-type ATPase complex
Molecular function (GO): proton-transporting ATPase activity, rotational mechanism
Source: RefSeq, a predicted model, not a curated record